This is a messenger RNA of Rhopilema esculentum, 17551 nucleotides long. Lineage: Eukaryota; Metazoa; Cnidaria; Scyphozoa; Rhizostomeae; Rhizostomatidae. The record is from RefSeq and is a predicted model, not a curated record.
AAAGUUGUUGCUUUCCAAAGAACAACAUUACAAAGUUGAAUACAAGAUGGACACUGACCUCGGUGGUUUCCUUGUCAGCCUUCUUUCUGUCUAGCAUCAGGCUACUCUUCUUCUUCUUAAUUUAGUAUCCAAAAGCUUGCAUUAGCUUUUGGAGCAAUUGGAAAAAAUUCUUGUAAAAGACUGUAGAUGUAAAUCACAAGGUAAGUUUUUGCAUUCCAAAAAAAAGUUUUUGUAUUUAUUUUUGUCUUGUGCAUUGUAUCAAGAACAUAUUGUAACUGCCCUCCUUCGUCAUUUUUAAAAUCAGGGCCAGAUAAUUUGGUCAAGUAGAUAAUCUAACAAAAAGAUAACAAAAAAACAUCAACGUACCAUAAGCAUACUUAAGAGACCCAUAUAUUUCUACAACUUUGACAAUAAAACAAUUUUGCAAACUGUGGCUUUCGCUUGAAGUUUCUAUGACGAGGUCGGAUUGAUUUGAUAGAUUCUUCGCAUGCGAAAUCUGAAUGCGCAUAGCUUACGUACGAAGUCAGUUAUGGUGCUUCAACUGGCGCCAAAGCCAUUCCGGACAGACUGAUCGAUUCACUACAACAGGCUUUUCCGGUGCAGUGGCAGACCUCAUCAAAGAUCUUAUGACUUCUUGAAUUAUCAAUGGUACUCCUUGAUUGGAACUUAUAUGUAUACUGUCUGCCUUGCUCCAUAAUUUUCUGUCCCAUUUGUUAAAGAAGUUGGCCACGUCAAUAUAAUGUGCAACAUAUGCUCUACAAAACUUCUUCAAAGCACUGCUAUAUAUAUCCAUUCUGACAUCAAUUUUGUCUAAAUGAGGUAAAAUUGAAACAAAAAAUACCUGCAAAUAGACAAUGCUAUCAAAGUCAUUCUCAACACAUAGGUUGAAGGAAGAACUUUUAAGAUCAUCAAGAGCUAUUUUACUUGCUAUUUGCAGCUUAGUUUUUUACAGCUUGUUCUAUUUACAUGUAAGGAAAACCUUUAAUAACAAAAAGGAUAUGACAGAGUGCUCUAUUGCACUCCCACUGGAAUUUGCAUUGAAAAUUGGCUUCUUAUCUUACCUUAGAAUCAGAUUAAAAAAGUCUUUCUCUACUCUUUCCAUCCUCAAAUGUUGCAUAAUGUCAUUGGUUCCAACUAGGAACACAAUGCAGCCUGGAACAGUUGACACUUCGAAAAUACCCGGUUCGAAAAUUUAACCGUCCAAAAUGUUUAUUGUCCGGAUUUUUUAACAUCCGAAAAUUUUACUGCCAAAACUUUAUACAGAAACUUUGAGAAGUAUACUCAUGGAACGGUAAAAUCCAUGUACAUAUGUUCUAAAGCGCUGAACAAUCUAGUGUUAAAAGAACCUUAAAUUAUAGAAGUAGAUGAUAAAAAAAUUGAAAGAUAGACACAAUAGAAAUGGCAAGCAAAUAUGAUAAUAUUUGGCUUUGUUAGCAAUUAUUUAAAUUGAAUGCCAAAGAAAGAAAGGCGUAGGACUGUUUAAACUUCCAAUGAGAAAAGAUGAGUAGAGCAACAAAUGGAGGAGGGAUUUCUUGAACGUGUUAACAAAAUACCGUGUCCAGGAUGAAAGUUUUAAGCGACAAUUGGCUGCGGACUCACUUCAUGUGUGCGAAAGAAAUUUCCUUCCCGAAGAAAUAAAGAUUUGUAAGUAUAAAUUGUUGUCAGCGUCAAUCGCUUUUAUACUUUAGCCAAGCAGCACAAAGUUUUUAUUUAACACAUUCCACAUCUUUAAAGAGGGCAACCUAUCAGCAAUGCUGUAUUUCAAGAGGCCUUCUACUUACUAAAAUCAAAUGGCUGCAUAUUGUUACACCUUGUUACACUGUAUAUUUUUUGCAUGAUGUCUAAGUCUUGUUUUACAAGGAAUUUGCCUAAUUUGUUCAUUCUAUCUUUCUAAGGUUGUGGACCUAAACUAACAAAGGAAGAAUUGGUCAAGGGAGCACUGCCACCACAGAACUUGCCAAUUAGAAACUCUGACCUUGGCCCAAACACCAAGAAGAUAGAACAUCAAAGAGUAUCAAAGUAUAUUGUUCGUGAUCAGCCAUUAAUAAGUGAAGCAAGAAAAUUUUGUUACAAGGACUUCAAAGAACUCACCAACAGGACACAAAAACUUGUUCUGAAAGAUUUGAGUAUUUCUACAAGUGAUAAUCUGAUACGCUGAGAGCUCAUUUUCUGGAUUUUCCAUUAGACAUAUAUUGCCAAUGCAAGCUGAUCCAUCUGCUCAAAAGGAAGAUUCCAGUCCUUUUCCAUCAAAAGAAUACACACGGGCAGUAAAAUGUGAGAUUCUCAUUCCAGAAGGUGAUAAAGUAUGUGGAGCGUGCUUGGAAAGAGCUAGAUGUGAAGAGCAUGCCACAAAGAGAAAGCAAAGGAGACUUGCAGUGCCCCCUAAAUUGAAAGCCCCAGUAAGUUUAAAUUCUGCUCAGCGCAUCAAGUUAACACUUCAGGCACAAAGAUUAAGAUGUAGGCAACUCCAGUCACAAAUAACAGAAAUGAAAGUCGAGAUUGAACAAAAGAGCUUGCCAGUUACACAAAAUCUAAGCCACGAUUUAUUAAGUAAAAUUUCUGAAAGCAGUGGGAAGAUGACACCAUUUAUAAAAUUGUUCUGGAAACAACAACAGAGAAUCAUGUCUUGUUCAGCACAGGGAAGACGGUACCAUCCUACAAUUAUUCGCUGGUGCCUUUCAAUUGCCUCAAAUUCGGCAUCGGCAUAUGAUGAGUUGAGAGAUACUUUCAAAGACUCUACAAUUGUGCUACCAAGCCAAAGGAUUCUCCGUGAUUACACUAACACCAUUACUCCCCAGACUGGGUUUAACCCUAAGAUCAUUGAAGAACUAUGCAAUGCAACAAAAAGCUAUGUCAAUCACCAGAAGUUUGCGUUUAUCAUGUUUGAUGAAAUGAAAGUGCAAGGGAAUUUGGUCUGGCACAAACACUCAGGGGAGCUAAUUGGAUAUGUUAAUCUUCGUGACCCAGAAAUCAAUUAUGCCACAUUAGAGAAAGUGGAUGAAAUUGCCUCACAUGCUCUCUUAUUUAUGGUGAGAGGGUUUGAAAUAGAAAUAGAGAGAGGAUUUAGAAUAAUGAAAAGGAACUUAAGUGAUGCGAAACAACAAAUACAAUGAAACUGAAAUCAUAUUAGGUGCUUUUCAACAACCAAAAAUUGAAACUUCAUAUGUUACUGAUAAUUUAUUUUGGAAUGGCCACGUAGGAAAUCUGAUGAGAAAGUCUGAAUAAAAACACUCUUGGAAAAUUAUUUGGAGAACUAGGCCUUGUAGAACUAUAACUAGAGAAAUUAUUUAAGCACUGAUCGCGAACAAUGCUAAAAUUGCACAAUUUGAGUGUCAAGGAUAUUUUAAUCAUUGCUGGAAGUCUAUAUCAUACUGUUGGAUAUUAACUGCUAAGAACUUCAGGUUAAGAAUCUUGAUAUAUUCAUUCUAACUAAUGACUCAGUUGUAACUACACAGCCUAGACCUUCAAAUUUACAUGGCGACGACAUCAUCGCUUUCUUUUUUUUGUGCUCAACAAAUCUUUAUAAAGCAUUAUCAAAAGAUUCCUGAAUCUCAAGUUCAUCUUCUAGAAAAUUUGACUCAAAAAGCUCCAUAAUUAUAUCAAAAUCAUCGCCUGAAAUCAUAUCCUCCUGCAUUACUGUAGCCAUUUUGAAAUUUUGUGUGCACGGUGAUGCGUCACGUGAUAUAAAAAACUAACCACCACAACAUGCAUAUCGAUUCCCUUUGAUCUUUGCGCUCUUUCCAGACCAGAGUAUUUUGAAUGACUAUGUAUUAACACACGAGUAAUGAAAUCUUACAAUUUUACAUGAUGGAUUACCACAAGAAAUAAUGUUACCAAAUUCUGGUCUUUUGCAAUUACAAUGUAAUCUCCUAUCAUGUGAUACAUUACAGUUCAUUUUGUGACAUACGACCUAUGUCAGGAUGCAGCCACAAAACUUCAUUAAUAAAACCUGCUUCAAAUGAGAAAUAAAGUUGGCAUCUUUUUCAACAGUACACAAAAGGCUUGUCUUCCCUUCAGGAGAACCUGAAAUGUUAGAAAAGCUGUGCUUUUUGGGUCUUGAAGUCUAAUGACAUUAUUGUGGCUGGUUGCACUGACUGCUGGUUGCUCUAGAUGCUUUUCAAGAGCAAAGCUGACUAGUGCAUGCUGUUGUUGUAUUCAGUUGAAAAUAAACAGCUGCUUCUAGUUUGAAAAUAAGAGCAGCAACGUGGCUAUAAGAUAAGCUUAGUCCUGUCAUACAUGUGCAAUACCCAGUCACUACCCAUCCUUGGGUUCUGUGACAACAAACCCAGACUCGGUAUAAUGAUGGCUUUUGACUUGACAUUGGCUUGGUACUACCUGUUUAAAAGCAGGAGGGAUAGAGCUGAUCAUAUAAAUUACAAUAUUGACACCUUGUACAGCACUUCAACCUUCAUGGGAAAUUUUGAAAGGCAAUAUGGCAUUAUACCAGAAUUAAAUUUAAUUUUUCUAUUUGGGGGCACUUUCUUUAUCAUAUACACAAAAAGGUGACAUAUAGAUUGAUAUUGUUUAUGGCAAUCAAUCCGUCUUUGUUGCUGCUUAUAUGCCGUGCAUUAGGUUUAGAAGCUGUAAAAAACAACAUUGAGAUUUGAUAGAAGAUGAAAUUACCUCGGAUUUGAUAUAGCAGAGUUGGCAUUUAUCAUCAGUUGGGCAGUGAAAGCAAUCUUGAACAUGACUGCAAACAAAAUAGUUGUACGCCUCUAAAGAUUUGCAGGCCUUCCUGGAUUCCUUCAUAAAUGAGCUAAGAGAUUUUGUUAGAUACUCAGUGACAUCCCUCCAGGUUAUAUUCGGUAAUUUCCCAAUAUCAGCUUUAUUCAGAGAAAAAUUGUCAGAUUAUUUUGUCCCCGGUCUUGAAAGUCAGCUUCAAGUCAUAAAUAUUUUGCUCUUCUACUUUGAGAUUGUUAUACUACUAAGACAUCGCGACCUAUUCUCACACAACCAGAUAUAAUGUUAUGUUCAGCAUGUGCACACAACAACAUUUAACGUUCAGCAUGUGCACACGCCUGUUUUCUAUGGUAUUUCAAAGAAGGCCAUGUUUUUCUGAGGCGUGUUGAUAGUGUGUUUAUUUAUUACGGUAAGUUCUCUAUCUGCAGACAUGCGCCUAAAAGUUGUUUAUAAUUUUUAAUGACCUUAGUCGCCAAGUGAUCUAUUGCCUGGAAAAAUUUUGCCUCAAAAAUGGAAGAGCCAUGCACCCCCAUGUCUCCAGGUUUCCCUGGCCUUAUGCACAUCUCUUUGGAACUUUGAUCUUUGAUGUCCCAAUGUCACCGGUAUGAAUUCUCAAAUAAUCCCUUCCAUAAACAUGUAAAAGCAGAAAUGUUUAAUAUAUCUUCUGAGUCAGUACUGCGUGAGAGCAUGUUAUGAAGGUUAUGGUGGUUGGAGGUGCCACCAGCGGAAAGAUUCAAGAUUUGUGUUAAAUCAAGCAGAGGCAAGUUCGAUUGAUUUAAUCUAUUUAAGUUUAUUCCCAUCCAUUUUAUCCACCUCCAAAAGUUUCCCUUCCUCGCUACCCCCCUUGCAUAUAGUAAGGUUUUUUGAUCAGUUCAAGAUUUGAUCUUAUUCAAAGAGUUGGCUCACCACUCAUUCUAAAAACUAUAAAUUUUAACAUUAUCAGCCAGUAUUUAGAAUUUGCAAGCCAGCCAGCACCUUUACUAUUGAGUGUCUCAUAAAAGACUGCAUAUUUUGUGAUAAUAGGUUUGAGGACAUUUUUUACGAGUCUUAUAAGAAUAUUACAUAUAACGAUGUUAGAAAUAGGGACAUUACAUAUAGGGACGUUACAUAGGGAAGUUACAUAUAGGGACGUUACUUGUUAAGAUGUUACAUAUAGGGACGUUACUUAUAACAAUGUUACAUACAGGAACAUUAAAUAUAGGGAUGUUACUUCUGAUGAUGUAAAUAUAGGGACAUUAAAUAUAGGGGAACCUCAAACAUAAAGGGAUGCUACCAUUAACGAUUUCCAUGUAAAAGAUAUCACUACACGCUCUGGGGAACCAUGGUUUUAAAAGGUUUUCCAAACCAUGAAAUUGAACACUUUAAAGUCAAAUCAAACAUGCUUUGUUGAGCUCCUUAUAUGGGGAAAUGUUCACUGAAAAGACCUUUAUUGCUCAAUACUAAAUACAGAAAAGAAAAUCAACUCGAUAAUGAGUUGGAAGAAGAUUGUCGAGAGGUAACAGAAGAAAGACUUCUUGAGAUGCUAAAUCAGAAAACCGCAAAGCAGAUAGACGUUUUUGCAAGAAUUCUUGGUGCUGGACCAAAAAGGACUAAGCUGGAAAUGCUGACGCAAAUUUUCGAUGUGAUAUCAAAGGACUGCCAGAAAUUCAUAAAAGAUGUUAGUAAGCUGGGGGGAAGAUCUGGUGGUUGGGUUUCUGCUACGAGUAACAAAGGCAUAGUUUAUGCGCUAAAAUUGUUAAAGACCUUAUGAAACGAAAUUUUCAGUAUCGCUUUUCUUUCAUUUUCUAAAAUUGCUAUCUUUCCUUGUAAUUUUGGUAUCAAAAUAAGCAAUGUGGGUUAAACAGAAGAUAUUAAAAAACGAGUUUGAAGUUGGGUUGUUUUCGCGAAAAAUGUGAGAAUUGUGUGACGUAUGAAUGAUGAGUCGUUUGCAAACAGCCGAGAGAGAGAGUCUCUCGCCAGUAUUGGUUUUUUUUGCUGGGCGAAAUAAGUUUAUAUCUUUAUACAGUUGAUCAUGUCAGACAGUGAAAAUGAAUCUGUUGGAAGCGUAGUCGAAGUAAUUUCAUUGGAAGGCAGUAGUUUUGAAGAUCAUUACGGAAUCGUUAAUUUGGGAGGAGCGGUUAGGCCAUAUCAGAGCUAACCAGUUGCUAACCUCGAGGAUGCCGAGGUUUACGAGCAAGAUGAAGAGGACCCUAACCAAAUGCCUAUGGAAAUUUUAGGAGCAAGAUACGAAAGAAGAAUCCCAGUUAAUGAAUGAUAUGUUCCUAUUAAAAAAUAAAUGGUUGCUACGAGCAGUUUUUUACUUGUAAUUUUCGUUUCAUGGGACAUGUGGAACGGUAGCUCAUUUUCAGUUUUAUACAUGCGUUCUUCAGCAUAUAUUUUUCAGUAAUAUUCACUCCAUAAUAGCAUUCCACUUUAAUUUAUUUUCGAGUGGCAUUUAUUGAUUUAUUUUUCUUAAUUGUUUUGCUCUGAACGUUUGGUUUGGCAAAGUAGGCCUAAGUGAAUCAUUCCAAUCGUAGGUGUCAGUGUAACAAGUGUGACAGCGCCUUGCUGAAUGGUGCUCGAGAAUACCGAUGUUGUUAUGAGAUUCCUGCAGCAAUUGAUAAAUUGGGUGGGGAAAUACAAGUAACAAGGUGCAUCAAACAACAUGAAGACUACCUGUCCAUGGCAUAGGAGGUUGUGCUGCAAAACGUUGGCCCACUACUUAAAGACAGAGAUGGGAGAAGAUACAAACAAAAAGCAGGCUGUUCGAAAAACCAGUCAGCAUUAGGGCCAAUAAGAGUUUAAUUUCCAGAUAAUACAAAAUUGUACAUAAGCAAAUUAUACGAAAAAAUUACUACAUAUAUAUGUUUAUCAUUUAAAUAGACAUAAUUUUAAAUUUUUGCAUUGUGGAGUAUCCACAUCCAUUUCCACACUUUCAAAUGAUGAAUUCAAAUCAACAAAAACGGACGUGGUUUCAGGGUUUUGAUCUUUACUGCAACUUGGUUGGCUUUCUUUGUCCUGAUAAUAUAAAAGUGUUGUAGUGUAACUACAAUACCUUACAACCAGUAACAUAUUUUAAAGGAUUUAUUACUUUGCAGUUCCAAUCACAAGUGUUUUAAAAGUAUAUGAAAACAUUGUCAAAUUUUUACUUUUGAAAUGCAAUUUAAAAUUUAAAAAUGCGUUUAAAAUUCUCAUUUGUGAAAUUUGCUGGCAUAGUUUCUCAUUCUGGUUACGAAGGUACCAGACACUCUUUUGCAAAGCAAUGAUCUUCUUUCUUUGCAUAUCCACUGUGUCCACUUUGGUUUUAUGCUCCUGUACUGUGGAUGAUGGGGCAACUGUUUGUGGUUCUUCUUUUUCAGCCAAGCUCUUUAAAAUCUGAAAAUUUAUUUGAAAUUUGUAUUCGGGUAACAAUCUGCGUAAGCUUUGUAAAAUGGGGAUGGGAAGAGCUGGCAAGGCAGAGUUUUUUUUAAAAUUAAAAUCACUGUGAUUUGCAAUUUUGAGAAGCCCAAGGGGGCUUAUGUCUCUUUAGGCAGUAUGCGGAAGUAAAGUUUUCGAUCUAAGUGUCAAAACUUACCCGCUUUCGUUCACACUAAGAAGGGUCAGUUGUACUUUCAGCUUCAUUCGCCUCAUCGAUAGUCGGGAAAGCAUCAUCUUUAAGUCUCAUUCGAAUGCCAAGCUCUUUACAAACAUCCCUCCUUAUGGUGAAGCAUGAAUCCUCAAAAUGAAUGGAGCACAGCGCCGAGUAUUUUGAUGCAGUGAAGCCAGGCCGAUGUUUUCGAACAAAGCGCACCCACUUUUGAUGGUUGCUAAAUUGCAUAUCUUUAUCAGGAAAGUAAUGAAACAAAAAUUUUCCGUAAUCUGUGUAUUUUUACAGCUCAUUCCGUUCUUUGAGCCAGCAACACACGAUCGACCGUAAGUGCGUUUGGAAGUCUUAUUACCCUCAAUGGUGGUUUAUUUAACUGUGUUUUGGCUGACACGCGUCACGGGAUAUAUACUUACUCAUCAUUCAUACGUCACAAGAGGAGAUUAGAUUUCGCAACGGGAUUGCAAAAUUUCACACAUUUAACCGGCUAUUGUGGCAAAUUGGAUUAAAAUUUUUAAAAACGGAUUUCAGUUUCGCAUUAAGGGCGUGUAAAAGUAUUAUUUCCAGUGAAUAAAUGGAAUUCGAAAAUUUCGUUUCAUUAGACCUUUAAUAAGAGUUAAGAGUCCUCAUGAUUGUUUGGACCUUAUUCUGUCAAUAAAGCACAGACAAAAUGCCAAAGAUGAUUGUAGCACAUGGAAACAAGCGCAUUCCUGACCUAUUCACCCUACACAAAGGGCUGGUGGUAGAGCCAACAGCAGAACAUAUUGAGAAGCCAAAGAGCAGGGAGAUGCAGAUGUUUUGUGACUGGCUGAAUAACUCCGAAAACCCUGGCAACAAUGAUGAAGAUGGUGCACAUCCAAUUUCGGGUUUUAAAACAAGAAUGUGUCUUUUUUAUUGUCUUCAUCGGAAUAACUCCAUAAAGGAAGUUGAAAUAUUGCGAAGGAGCACGUUGAUCAAUGAGUUGAAAGGAAUGCUUGACACGGAGAUAGACAAGCAUCAUCAUGAACCCCACAAUCAUGAUGCUAGAUUUCAAACCAAUCAUGAAGCCAGUGAACCAUAUUUUUUUGUUAAAAUCGAUCAUCAGUCUGCACUAUAAUCACCAAAAAAUUGUGCAAUAGAAAAGAUCAAGAAUGUAUUCAAUUAUGAAAAUAAGUUGAACAAGUUUGACAGAGCAUUGAUUGAUAUAACAAAAAGAACAAAAAAUGUUGAGCUGUCAAAGAAAAGAAAGCAUGAGAAGAAUGGCACUUCAAGAAAUAUAGAAACAUCAACAACCGGCGAAACCAGCUUCAUCAAAACUGAUUGUCCUGAAAAAGCAAACCAAGAGGAUGAGAAAUCAUCAAAAGCCCAAAGAAAAAUUGAGAUGAUUACUGGAUCCAAGAUUUAAAUUUGAAAAUACGAGAUUUAAACUUGAUCUGAAAAGGCUACUGGCUCAACAACAAGAUUUUCUGAGCAGCUGAAAAGCUGUUAAAGUAUUAACCCUGAUGUCGGUGGACUGCAGGAUUUUAUCCUCAUACAAUUUUCGUGGUUGUCAUUUGAUAAAGAUAUUAAACGUGAAAUCGGUUUCUUGUUAAGCUCAUCUCUACAACAGUCUCCAUUCAAUAAACGUCCAGCAAAAGGCUACAAAGCAACCAGCAAAAAACCAGAGCAAAUUUUACAACAGAAGUAGGUUACAAAUAAAAUGAAGUAACCCUUUCAAAACCUGUCAAUUCGAGAUGACAAAUGGUACUAACUUUAAAAAACACUACAUCUGGUCUUUCGUGGUAAGGAACCUUGCUGAUUUGACUUGGGGGCCAAUUUUCAAGCCCCUGAACACUUUUAGUCUUAAAUAAUAGAAUUUCUUGAGAAGUUUGAAGAACUUAUUUGAUGCUCUUUCCUUUGUAGCCAUUGAUUCCAGAAUGCUCACAGGUGCAGAAGCUGGAAGAAGUAAUAAGUUAUUUAGUCAAUGUUGAUGUGUCUGCGUCACAACUCCAAAACCAAUUAGAUCCUUUUACAUGUGUGUACCUCAUGUACAGCAGCAGUGUGGGGGUAACAACUUUGGACUUUUCACUAUUGCUUUGCAGGUUUUUUGGUUACUGGCUAUGCUCCAUGUUUAUGUGAAUACGACCAGAGACAAAUGAGAAAAGCAUUGAAAGAGAGCCUUCAAAGAAAGACAUGGCAAUUUUAUGGACAAUGUCACAAAAUUUACUGAUAACAAAAGACCAGAGGAAUGCUUGUUUGAGUGGUUUGAGUAGUACGUUGCCAUUGUCAGUUGCCAGAUAUCAGAAAAUUAAUGGUGCAAUGCAUACUGUGCAAAAACUGGUUGUAUGGAAACGGCAAGACUGGAAAUUAUGAAAUUCCUGAAUAGAUAUGCUUAAGAUAAAAUGAUUUGAAUAGUAGGAAGGAGGCACGAAAAAUUAAAAGACUAAAGCAGAUAGAAAAUGAAAGAAAACUGCAAAUUGAGAAUUAGAGAGAUGGCAGAAGUCAUGCCGCUGGAUGAAAUGUGCGACAAAUAUAACGAAAGUAUUGAUAUCAAGGAGCCUUGUCACGCAAUAACAAGAUUAGUUCCAGCAGCAAAGCUACCACAGGGUCAAACACACGAACAUUGACUGCAUGCGUAUUGAUGAUUAUUGUGGCAAAAUUUAACACACUCUGCAAAUAUCUGUGCGGGGUAGCCAUUCCGUUUGAAGCUAUCUGAAUGCAAGAGUGGACUUUUCUAAGUCUGUUGCUAACCCUUCAAAAGCUGCAAUUUUUGAAACCUUUCCACAAACUAAUAUGUUCUUAAAAAAGACACAAAAUGGGAAUAGCUUGCAAAAUGCUGCCAAUUUGCCCGAAAUUUAACGUAGAAUUUGAAAAUGGUCUAGAUUGAGACUUGUGCGGGGUUUUAAUGUUACAAAAGCUCGUGCAACAGGUUGAAGUAUGCGUGUUGGGUCCAUAUUUUGAGAAAAAUUUCAAAGUCUCCAUCGCCCGCUAGGUGCUAUGUGCAAUGGGCUGGGGUGAAAAAAUUUCGGGUUCUCACACGAAAUGCUAGCUCAAAUGAAAAGAGAUCAGAGCACAGUCUGGGAAUAUGAAAUUAAGGUCUAAGUUUUGAGUUAUUUAUUGUUUGAUAUUGGGUAGGAGGGAAAAUCGGCUGUCCCUGUAGAGACAAACAUAAAGCCAGGUGUUCCGAGUGGCCUUAAGAUUUACACAAAAACGGGAUCGCUUGAAAAAUGCAGUCAAUUUGCUCGAAAUUUAGUGUAGAACUCGGAAAUGGUGUCUUUUUGAAAGAUUUUGGGGCUUUUCUGUUGACAAAGUCCCAUGCAACAGGUUACAGUUUGAGUUUUGAGGCUACGUUUUGAGAAAAAUUUCAAAGUGUCACUCGCGCAUUUGGUGCUGUGUGUAAAAGGUUCGAAAUAAAAAUUUUGGGUUUUUCACAUGAAACGCUACUUUAAGUAAUAAGAAAGUCUGGCACAGUUGGGCUUUUUCGAAAUAAGGUCUAAAAGUUGAGUUAUUUAUUGUUUAAGAAGGGGGUGGAGGGUUUGCGCUUGUCCUUGACGGCCACCUACAGGCUUGUCCUCGGUUUACACAAGUGGCCUUGAGAUUUACACAAAAACAGGAUCGCUUGCAAAAUGCAGUCAAUUUGCUAGAAAUUAAGUGUAGAAUUCGGAUAUGCUGUCUUUUUAGGACCCUGGGAGAGGGUGGGAUGUUUUUUAUUCCUUGGGGGAUAAAAUAGUCUGAGGAUAGCCUAAACUGUUUGCAUGAUGAUGCUCGUGAGGGAGGGAGGUUUCCAUGAAUCGACGAGAAACCCUAAUUGCAAGUGUUUGGUUGUUUGUUUCUAGGGUGGAGGAGACGGUUUUGGAAACGUAGGUGUCACAGAGAGAUACGUAAUAGCAAAAAAUACAUUUGUUCACUUACUUCCUCCUUAGAAUCAAUCCAAAACAACCAAAAAGCAACCAUGUUUUGUAUCUUCGACCCAGGUUGCACAGCACUUUCCAAAACUAAUUAACCCUGUGUAUACAAUGCUUUGGUAUGUCAUUGUUGACAGGCAUCAACUGGUAGGAGUAGUAUUGAAAACGAAAACAAUACCAGGCAAUCUGAUGCCAAGUUUUCCAUAAAAAGGGAUCCUCGAAUGCAAAAAAUCAGUUUUCAUGAGAAGUCAUAAGCAAGAAAAUGGACCACGAAUGUAAUGAAGAUGGUGAGUACAUUGCAGUUCACUUGUUUGUGCUUUUUGUUCUGAAAUCUAUUUGGUGCUUUUGGUAAAAAAAUAAUGUUUUCCUACAACACUGAUGACCUGAUAUCCGUUAAUCAAUUAUCAAAACAAAUUCCUUUAUUUUCGUAAAAUUAAUUUAUUCGAACCAGCCCUCAAAUGAUUGAUAAGGACCAACUUUCCAAGCCCUGCCCCCAAAUUAGUAAGAGCUCAGCCACUGUUUAAACAAACCGCUUCCUAGUUAGUGCCUUGUUUUAUUUCAAAUGAUUUCAGCUACUGUAAUCAGUUUUUUCUGCGUAACUUACAUUCUACUUUUUGGAAUCCAUUUUAGUGGAGCAGAAAUUUGGGGUGCAGUUUGAUGCAAUGGAAGACAAAGAAGACGAUACCCAGAUCGUAGAAGAUGAGAUCCCCCCCGUUCCAAAGUAAGAAACUCUCAGCACAUUUUUUCAAUCAUCAGAAUUUUAUUUUAAUAUUUGAAUUUUCAUGCCGAGAGUAAUCGAGAAUUAAAAAGAACAAACCCCCUUCUGGUGUCUUGUUGUAUUUCUAGUUAUUAAAAAAUUUCUACACCGUGUUUUUUCCAUGAAUCUAACAAUUUACUUUUUGGAUUUCUUCUAGUGGAUUUCUUCGAUGAAGUUGCUGACGAGGAGAAUACGCAGAUCAUAGCAGACGAAAUACUCCAGAUGCCAAUUGAGCAGAGGUCAGCAGGCGACUGCCACGAAAGUGUUAAGCCCAAAAAAAGGAACUCCAAAGCCUGAUUGUUCAUAAUAGCAGAAGCAGCACAUGACGGUGCUACGAGGGAUGACGAGGAGGAUGACAGUUGUAACAGCCACCCUAGUUUCAUAACGGACACGGCAAUGUCGCUGGAGGAGCUGCCAGAAACAACUUUUUCCCAUUAAUUUGGGGUGCGCAAACAGAUAACCCUUUCUAUAAAAGAAUUACUAGAAACCUGCACACCCAUCUGUAUGUUUUGUUCCCUAUCAUUUGCCUAUCAUUGCAUCAAUGGUCUCUUGGCAGCAUAUUUAGCAACAAGCUUCAUACCUAAAAGGAGAGGGGUUGGAAAUGCAAGCAUCCAAUGCUGGAAACAAGAUUACUCUUGCUUUCUCGACGCAACAAGGGACACUGCUGACGAGCAGUCUGUUGAUGAAGCGAGGAAAUCUCUUAACAAGUGUGAGAUUUUUCUCAAAUCAGGCAAGCCGACAGACCAGAUGCAGCCUCUGGUAACUGGCAUUCUGGAAUAUGAUCAAUGUCUCCAAUGCGCAUGGGUAGACAUUUUUGACAAUGUUAUGAUAUGGGGGACACCAUCUUGGUCAGAUGUAAGUGACUGGUUAACACACAGAUUUCCACGCUGGCUCACCAAGCAUGGGAGUUUUACAGAGACAAAUGUCACAUGCACUAGCAAGGUAACAAAUGCGAUGCUUUGGAGGUUUUCCAAGGAAGACGUCUUGUCCCUCUGUUCCCAAGAUGUCAUUGAGAAAACAGGCCUUACAGUCACAGAGCUAACGUACAGCAGGUUGUCACCUAUCAACAUCAAACAGUAAUGUACGUCUUCAGGAAGCUAUGUACCGGUGAGUGCAACUUCAUCAGGGCUGGAAAAUGUCCAGAAAAGAAAAAUGAAAUUUUUAGCGUGAAAUCUCCAUAGCUUUAUGUUAUUAUGAACACUAAAUCAAUGUUAAUAUCAUUCUACCUAACGCUGUUUUUUUGUCAUAAACAUACAUACUGUAUAGUUUUCGUUCUGCACUACUAACAAAAAAUGAAGAUUAGCUUUCAAAAUACAAUCAUUUGAUAUUAUCAGUGUAUUGUGUAUUGUGCAAACUAUAUGUAUUAGGCUCGAUCAUGUUCUCCUCGAUUAUCUAAUAUAGUAUAAACAAAAUGAUUGCUGUUAGAACAGCUUUGAUAAAAAAUCGAGGACCAACAAUUAGUUUUAGCUUAGUGUGACAGUUUUUUUCAGAACAAAAGCUCAAACAAUCUGGCACCUUAAAAAAUCACCUUCUGUGAUUCAUUGGAAAAUUUUCCCUAGCUUUGCAAGAAAUUUUGAAUUUUUUAUUUAGCUGACAAGAAGAAAAAUCAUUUUUCAAGCCUUGAAUUUCAUCCUACCUAUGCUGAAUACUAUGUAAUUUGGACUUGACUGUAAUGUUAUUCCAUGUUUGUUAUUUCAAUUUGCAAAGCUAAUUUGAGAUGGAUGGCAGCCUUCUCCAUUAUCUCCAGAAUUUAAGAGAGUGCUAGUUACAAAAAGUCUUAACUUCUCCCUAGGUAUGGUAUAGAGUUUCUUAAAUUCAAACCUCUCGGAAAAGAAUCCCUCCGGGAGCUAAGCGAGUUUGUCCAGAAAAGACGUGUAAGCCACUUGCCUUCAAGCAAAGAAGAUGGAAAUGCAGGUGAAGCUGAGGCUGAUGGGCAAAGCUCACAGUUGAUGUCCGAUCGAAUUGUCAAAGAAGUGAUUGGCAGAUUAUCUUUCUUUUUGAAGCAUUUGUAAUUAUUACACUAUUACUAGGCGUAGCUUAAUAACUUCAAAGGGUGAUUCUUUAAUUCUUUUGUAAUGUCUCUUAAAAUGUUUCAACUAAAUUGUUAAGGCCUUUAGCAUCAAUGUCUGUAAUCGUUUAUUACCAAUUGACAGAGUCUACGACUUAUGAAAACUGUGAAUCUCCUUAAAAAGCUCACAAAGCAUUGCAUUGGAGUUGGACAUUCUGUGACUCUGUACUUCAAGAUGUCUGAGGCUAUCUUUGUUUUGUAAAUUCUAAACGUUAAUGAAUAUUACCUCUAAACCGAAGGCCAAGAGAAAAGAUGGUUGGCAUUUGAAUCAAAUGGAACAUUGUGGAUAAGCAUGGAACAAGUGAAGGCCGAGUUCACAAAAAAUCUACAAGCUCAACUCUCUGCAGCAGAAUGCACAGAUUGAAGAUAAAGUGCAAGAAACCUGAGGGGAUCUUGCGCUUGAAGCUCGAAGAGAAAUUUGAACCACGUAAAGGUGGGCAUUACGUCAUCCCUUUAGACAGUCUUCAUUUGCUGCUACAGAAGCAGAGUGUGCUUCAACUACCACAAGCAGCAGUCGCCAAUGUGGAGGCGAGUACAAGUUACGAAGCUGCUUCAAGCAUGCAGGAUGGAGUUUCUUCAUUUGAAGUGUUCUUUGAGAAGCUCCGAGAAUUCUACACAGAUGAAAUAAACCCGUUAAGACCAUCAAACAGUAUGUCAGCAGGGACAAUUGAACGCCACACAAGAAGGUUAAAGAAGUUCUUUGAACAUGUAAAAGACACAUAUAACAGACCCCCACAAAUAGAGGAUGCUACAAACAUCAACUUUGUUAGGGUAUAUGGGUACAGUCGCAAAUCAUAUUCAAAGCCUCAUAGUGGCAGCAAAAUAUAUUCUAAAAGAAAGGCCUAACAAAAAGUUGGCAGGAAAAAGCGGAAGUAACACAAUUGAGGAACAUGCAGGCCCAAUUGCAAAGCCUCUAUGAAAUAGAGCGAAAUAAAAGGUACUCAGAAGCCAAUGAAAGAAAGAACUUUGAAUGGAAACAGGCUUUAGAAACAUUAAAAUUGAUGAGGGACAGGAUAAUUUCGUCAAAAGAGGUGGAUGGGUAUCAAAAGGCAAGGUUAUACCAUGAUUUUGUAAUACUUUUAUUGUUCACCACAGUGAGCCCAUCAAGUAAUGCAGAUUUGAUGAAAUUAAAAUAACUAUUUGACGAGGAGCAGGGGAGUGUUUCAGAAGCUACAUUUUAUUUAAGGAAAAUGGCAGCGCUACAAUGGUUGUAAAUGAUUUUAAAACAAAGAAAAAUUACAGGUGCAAUAGAGUGGACAUCUUCAGUUACGAUUAUGUCAACCAACAUCUACGUAAAUAUGUUGAGGAGGAGAGGGAGAAGCUUAUGUUGAGUAAGAGACAUGAUUUUCUUCUAAUAAAGGGCACGGGGCAACCAUUUGACACAUCUGAGUUGUUUACUGUUUACAUCAAAAAGGCGUUUCAGCGACGCAAUGGGGGCUUGAAGUUCACAACUACAACCCUCCGAAAAGCCCUCGUAAACUGGCUAAUGUGCAACGAGAAGUAGGACGAAGUAAGAAAUUCAGUUCCAAGACUCAUGAGCCUCUCACCACGAGUUCAGCGACUUCGCUACAACACAGAUGAUCCAGCAAGAAAAAUAAAAAGGGCCGCUGACCACCUCACUUCUAAAACAUUGACUUUUUUGGGGGAGGACGAAAAUGACACAGAAACUGAAGCAGAAGAUACCCCUUUAUAAAUUUCACAAGGUUUAACAAACUUUAACAAUUACAUUAUUUUAGAAAGCUAAGACAUUGCUAAUUUCGUGUUUUUAGCUGGUCGUAUUUUAGAAAUUAUUUAAGGUUAAUUGAUUGCUUUGCGGAAAGCUCUUUUUACUUUUCUGACCAUAAUACCAGGGUUGCCAGAUGAUUGGAAUGGUUGGCGGUCAAAUACUUUACGGUUGAGCCUCUGCUUAAUUUUGCACAAAAGCCAUUUCCAAAUCGUUUGCUUUGAUUUUGUGAACUUUUUAUUUUAACACUCCCUCUUUUCAUAACAGUAGAAGAUCACAUUCAUAAAUGCGCCUGAGCCAAGUUUCAAAAUGCAAAUAGUUAUGAGAAACGCGUUGACAUAAUGUUCCACAAAUCAUGUGUAAUUUCAGCGUUUGGAGGCUGCGUUUUGAGAAAAAUUUCUUAAUGUCACGUCUGGUUUGUACAAAAUUCGUACAACCGGAAAUUCGAUAACAAUCAAGAUAAAAAAACAAAAGGGACAUUCGCAUAAAACAAAGAGCAACAAGGAUUGACAACAGCAUUUACACUUCCUUCAGACUAAUGAGAAUAGAGCUUAUUCAGGGAAUAAGGGAACAGAGCUUAUAGAGAGAAUAGACCUAUUCAGGUGUCCAUCCAUCACUCCAUGAACAGUGCCAUCACCAAAUUGUAUACGGUAGGUUGUCGACCAAUAAUCUUGCCCCACCCUCUUACACACGGAGACUCUGGCACUACGACAGGGCCAAAAUUGAUUCUAUCCAAAAAAGCAUCGAGAGAUAUCAAUGGCGAGAAUCUCUUCAAUGGAUUCAGUGCCCCAACGAACAAGUAAAGUUGCUGACAGAAGUCGUUCUCAACGUGUGCUCUAGUAUAUCUUGAGCUUAGAACAAGCCCAGCUAAUAGCCAUGUUAUUUUCUGCAUAUAUUG